CAUCAAGGAGGGUGGGGUCUGGACACGUGUACCGGGAAGUAGGAAGUAAAUACACAGGAGGGAAAAUAAACUCCAAAGUUAUAGUAACUGAUAAAAGUCAUUUGAACGAUAAAAAUGAUGAAAAUGUACAUUUAGCUGUAUAACAUACGUUUCGGAGAAGGUGCCUUUUCGUCCGUAGUUGAAGAAGCAGAGUUUUGAGCGUGGGAAACUAUGAUAGAGGGCUACUCCCACGUAGCCCAGGCCCUCCUAGGGACUCUGUUUACCUGGGGUCUGACCGCCGCCGGGGCCGCCACCGUCUUUGUUUUCUCUGGCCGACAGAGGCACAUAUUGGAUGGAAGUUUAGGAUUUGCAGCAGGGGUGAUGCUGGCUGCGUCCUAUUGGUCAUUGCUGGCGCCGGCGAUCGAGAUGGCUAAGGAUUCUGGGACGUAUGGCUCAUUUGCGUUUCUGCCUGUAGCCAUUGGCUUCGCACUCGGGGCUGCUUUUGUUUACUUGGCUGACGUGGCCUUGCCCUUUUUGGGUGUAUCCGCCGAUCCUAACAUUGCUUUGGCCCUUGCUUCAGAAUCUAAGAUGGUCAAAGAGAAAGAAGAGGAACAGUUUUACCAAUUUUCUGAAUCCCAAGCCAUCAAGCUAGGUAGAGCCGGACCUCUUACAGAAGAGGGGAUUCAACUCCCCAGAAAGAGAGUAUCUCAUUGGGCUUCGUCGGGUGAUCAUGAAACAGAAAACAAACAUCUCGGAUUGACUGGCCAUUCAGGAAGCAGCUGGAGACGCAUCCUUCUUCUAAUCCUCGCCAUUACUAUUCACAACAUUCCAGAGGGGUUAGCAGUUGGAGUUGGAUUCGGGGCCAUUGGGAAGACUUCCUCUGCAACGUUUGAGAAUGCCAGAAAUCUGGCUGUUGGUAUCGGCAUCCAAAAUUUCCCAGAAGGCCUUGCCGUCAGCUUGCCACUUCGAGGCUCGGGCGUUUCGACGUGGACUGCCUUCUGGUACGGGCAGCUCAGCGGCAUGGUUGAGCCUAUCGCCGGGCUCCUAGGCGCCAUCGCCGUGGUGUUGGCCGAGCCCGUGUUGCCUUACGCGUUGGCGUUCGCUGCCGGGGCCAUGGUUUACGUGGUAGUGGAUGACAUCAUACCUGAGGCUCAAGUCAGUGGAAACGGGAAACUGGCCUCCUGGACUUCUAUAUUGGGCUUUAUCGUGAUGAUGUCGCUCGAUGUGGGACUGGCCGGAUGAGCGUAACUACAGUCGACAAAAGCCAUCCUGACCACGACACGUCGGUGUCAAAGAAGGGGACCGAUUCACGUUUUGUUGAAAUGUCAAUAAAAAGCAAGCCGCUUUCCCACCGUGCAGUAUGACCUCACGUUGCCAUGGUAAUAAAAGUGACUUCAUCCUAAAUGUCACACACGUAUACUGUGCAAAGGAUGGUUACGUUGUCUUUAUCAUGACCUCGUUUUAGUAAAGUUAGGUACUGAUUUUUGGCUCCCAAAAAUGCAGGUUCAUUACUUAGCGUAAAGUGGAAAUAGUUUUGAAAAUGUGUAACGGCAACAUUUUAAAUCAUCUCUCAUUCUCGGGAAUAUAUUGACCAAACUGUGUAUUUUCUGGUGGAAAAGCGGCUUGACCUUUAAAAACUUUUUUGUUUAGGUUUCCUGAACAUGACUACACUGCUGGCCAAAAGUAUUGGCACCCCUGCAAUUC
Molecule: messenger RNA, 1683 nt
Organism: Corythoichthys intestinalis (scribbled pipefish)
Lineage: Eukaryota; Metazoa; Chordata; Actinopteri; Syngnathiformes; Syngnathidae
Product: zinc transporter ZIP11
Exons: 10
Coding region: 211-1221 (336 amino acids)
Biological process (GO): zinc ion transmembrane transport
Cellular component (GO): membrane
Molecular function (GO): zinc ion transmembrane transporter activity
Source: RefSeq, a predicted model, not a curated record